AUGAUAGGGAAUAAAACUUCAUCUAAGUUAAAUAGUGUAAAUUUAGUUGAUUUUAUAAAUCCAAAUUUAUUACAUCCACCUUCAAGAAAAAUAUAGCUUAUAGAACAAGUUAAAACAAUAAAGUUACUAAAGGGUUAUAGAAAAAUUCCUUAGAUGUUUACAGAAUUUCAAUCUCCAAUAAUUGUGAAUAGUUUAAGAACAAAAAAUGAAUCUUAAUGUUCAUUAUAAUAGUCGUAAUAAAUUCAUGAUAAGGACAGAUAAAUAAAUAAAAUUGAGAAUGAAAUUUCUAAUAAAACUAGAUAAAAUAAUGCAUAAAAUAGUUUACCACAAAUUCCUUUAGCAUUAAUUAAUAGCCAUAGUAAAUUAAAUGAUCUAAAUCGUAUUAAUAAUAUUAUUUAAUCACCAUAAACUAGUGAUACUAAAAGAUCAUUAAUACCUCAGAAAUUAAAAUCAAGUAGUAUUGUGUCAAAUAAAAAUUAUACUUGUAACUCUACUACGACAGGAAGUAGUAAAGAUUCUAGUUCUUAAAUAGGAAAUUCAUAAUAGCAUAAUAUUGCUAAGAAUAUCAUAUAUUCUUAUAGUGGUUCACCUAGAAAAAGAAAGUUAAAUGUAACUGCUAAAAGUUUUAUUGUUUAUGAUUGUAUUGAGCAUAAAACAAUUCUUAAAAGAAAAAGUAAUAAGAAAGUUGAAGUAGCUAGUUUAACUAAAAUAAUGACUUUUUAUGUAACUUUAUUAACAGCAGAAUUGUUUAAUCUAAAAUUAAAAGAAAUAAAUAUUAAGGUAACUAAGCAAGCAUCAGAGACAAUUGGUACAAGUGCUGAAUUAAAAUAUAAUGAUAUUUUAUCAAUAGAGGAUUUACUUUAUGGAUUAAUGUUACCUUCAGGAAAUGAUGCUGCAGUUCUUAUUGCAUAAGCAAUUGGAACUAUUAUGUAAAAAUAAUAUAUCUAUUGACUUGAUUAGAUUAUUUAAUUAAUAAAACAAGAAAUUAGAUCUUAAAUUAAUUGAUAUAGAGUAACUAAGUGCAGAAGGAUAUUAUUAUAACCAUGAAUUUAGAUUCUAAUAUUGUCCAAUUGAGGUUUUCAUCAAAUAUAUGAACUAAUAUUCUCAAAAAAUAGGAUAAUUAAACACUUAAUUUGCUUGUGUACAUGGUUUAUCUAAUGAAGAAAAUGUAAAAUAAAGGAAAUAAAUUAGUAUUCUUGUUGCAACGAUAUCAUAAUUCUAUCAAUAGAAUGCUUAAAGUAUGAAUUAUUUUAGACAGUAAUUUCAUGUAAAGAAUAUGUACUUAAGACACCUCAAAAAUAAUAUGAAUGGAAAAAUACAAAUAAAUUAUUAGAAAAAGGAUUCUUUGGAAUUAAAACUGGAAUUACUGAUUCUGCUGGACCUUGUUUAGCAAGUGCAUAUCGUUCUAAUGAAAUGGAUUAUUAUAUUAUUGUUGUUUUGAAUUGUAAAAAUUUAAACAUGAGAUUUGAUGAUAGCAUAAUUUUAUUAUAACAUGCAAAAUAAAAAAAAAUGAUGGCUUCAAUUGCAUACUGA
Messenger RNA from Paramecium sonneborni, 1533 nucleotides. NCBI's taxonomy places the organism in Eukaryota, Ciliophora, Oligohymenophorea, Peniculida, Parameciidae. The record is from the annotation of a GenBank genome assembly.